CUGUCUCGCUUCUUCAACAAGCAAAAAACAGCUUGCCUGCCUGUGAAUUUGGAAGCUGCUGGAGAGAGCAGAGAAGUGGCAUUGUAUGUACGUCCUGGAAGCAGCGAAAGGACCUCGGACGGGAGACAGAGAGAGGGGCCUACAGAAGAUGACGGAAUACAAACUUGUUGUGGUUGGAGCUGGUGGCGUAGGCAAGAGCGCGUUGACGAUACAGCUUAUUCAGAAUCAUUUUGUAGAUGAAUAUGAUCCUACAAUAGAGGAUUCCUAUAGGAAACAAGUAGUAAUUGAUGGCGAAACCUGUCUCUUGGACAUUUUGGAUACAGCCGGCCAAGAAGAGUACAGUGCAAUGCGGGACCAGUACAUGAGGACGGGCGAGGGCUUUUUAUGUGUAUUUGCUAUAAAUAACACAAAAUCCUUUGAAGAUAUUCAUCAUUAUAGAGAACAAAUAAAGAGAGUGAAAGAUUCUGAAGAUGUCCCCAUGGUGCUAGUAGGAAACAAAUGUGACUUGCCUUCCAGGACUGUAGACACAAAACAAGCUCAGGACUUAGCAAGGAGUUAUGGAAUACCUUUCAUUGAAACCUCAGCAAAAACAAGACAGAGAGUGGAGGAUGCUUUUUAUACAUUGGUGCGAGAGAUCCGUCAGUACAGAUUGAGAAAAAUCAACACAGAAGAAAAGACUCCUGGGUGCGUGAAAAUUAAAAAAUGCCUUUUAAUGGGUGUUGACGAUGCAUUCUACACAUUAGUUCGGGAAAUUCGAAAGCACAAAGAGAAGAUGAGCAAAGAUGGCAAAAAGAAGAAAAAGAAGUCAAAGACAAAGUGUAUAAUUAUGUAAAUGCAAUUUACCCUUUAACCUUAAGGUGUGCAUUGGUAAACAUGAUUCAUUUUUGUACCAUUACACUAAAUUAUUAGCACCCACAUUUUUAGUGUUAUGUUGAAACUUCCUCUCUGCUUGCUGAACCUGUCAGCCUUCUUUUCCUGGAUGCUUGCUUUUAAAUGACAGUGGAAACUAUUUCCUUUUUAAGUGCCAGUAAUCCUUGAGUGUUGGUUCUUGAACCUAGCAAUGCCUGUGAAAAACAUAAUGUUUUAUUCUUAUUUUUUUUUCCUUCAAGGAUAUUUUGGUGCAUGUAAAACUUGCUAAUGUCAUCUCCCUUUUUUCCUUUAAAAAGCUAUGACUGUGUUUUCUAUUCAGGACCAUUCCACCUACUGGUUGAUGCUCCUUAGGUAGUGUUUUUCCCCAGGGUGAUGGAUGGCUCUUCAACUGUAGCAUCAGAUGGACUUUUUAAAAAGUUGAUAUUGCUCUGGUACCUAAGUUACUUCAACCAGGAGCAGGCAGAACAAAUGGAGGUCUUCAGACUCACAGUGGAGCUCUGAUUUCCUUAAUCCGAGAAGGGGGAUCCCCCCUCCCCGCUUCUAGAAUUAUAAUCCCAGUGGAAUGUGGAGGUAUCCUGUUGGCAUUGGAUCAGUCUAAAUCCUUUUUAGGAUUAACAUCUCAUUUUAGGAUAGACCCAUUUGUUCAAUUGGGCUUGCACAUGAUAAGUCACCAUUUGACCAGUGAUUCAGUGGGUUGAUUCUAGUUGUGACUGCUCAAUAGGAUUCAGAUCUGCUAGGACCCAGGAGUGGCAUAGCCAUGGAGUGAGUGAUGGGGAUUUGGGAAGGGCAGGCACCCAGUUAAUUUUAGAGGACCAAAGCAUCCUAAGCAAGCAAAGAUCACUGAAAGAUUGGGCACAGAGGCUAAGGACUGGCAAGCAGAAGGGCCAGUGGCGUUGAGGAGAGGAGAGGAGAAGAAUCAGGCUGGUUUUCAGGACUGUGUGAAACCUGAUACAAGGCAAGCAAAAGACUGGAGAGGCAACGAGAAGCAAGUAGGGACAAUGUUAGCACCACACUUGAGUGAAGUCUGUAGAUAUGUAAAGCAUUAGCAUUUCCUCAGAACCCCUAAGGCUGAGUAUUAAGAAAGAUGGUUGGAGGAAGGCCUUUUUCAAAUGGAGGCAGUGAGAGCCAGUUCAUACAAGUGUGGACCUAGGUAGUCAGUUAUUAGUAUAGAGGAGGAAUAGAUGCUGAUAGUAUGUAGAUGCAGAGCUGGGAGAAGUUUCCAGCUUGGACUACAACUCCUAGAACCGCCCAGCUAGCCUAUCCCCUGGUCAUGUAAGUUAUUGUCCAGUAAAUAACUUUUGCAAACAUCACUGGCUACCAUAUUGCAUAUAGUUGGUCCUGAAGCUUUGUACAACAAUAACAUCUCCAUAGCUCAGUUUCUGCUACCAUGUUCAUGAUGUGGUUCUGUUAAAAGGAUGAGUCUGCACAUGAAAUAUAGGUUGUUGACACUCUUUUUUAAUUGAAAAAAAUGGUUCUGUAACAUUGAUAAACCAAAAGCCUUUUAGCCUUCUUAUAAUUUGGAUUCUUAGGCACCUUGUAGCAUUUUCAAUCACCUUGUCUGAAUGUAAAAUAUAUACAUAUGUAUUAUCAUAGAAUUUCCACAAAAAUGUUUUUUCCCACUGCUGUUUGUCAUGGGUCACUCUUAAAAUAAAUAUUUUUCUAUUAAAAAUGAAAAUGAAAAUGUAAAAAACAAAACAAAACAAAAAAACCAAACAACAACCCAGCAACAACAGACUUUGUAAUUGGGUUGAUGUACUGUAAUGAGCUAUUUACCACUAUGACAAAAGUGACUGAAUGUUUGCAAGGGAAGCCAUUAAGGAUAAUCAAGUUAGGAAGAGGUCACCUCUCCAGAACUAAGUGAAAGGAAGUCUGUUCAUUUCACUGGAAGAGAAACCCUGUGGAUUAUGGCCCUUUGGUUUCUCUUAAUAGUAAAGCAAACUUUAGUACUGUAUUUUCUGGCGUAUAAGAUGACUUUUUAACCCAUGAAAAUCUUCUUCCAAGUUGGGGGUCGUCCUAUAUGCCGGGUUUAGCCCAGCCAGCUCCCUCCUUCCAGGCCUCAGAGGCCGGGAAGGAGCGCUGCGGUGCCGGUGCUCUCCCUCCUUCCAGGCCCCUGAGGAGGUCUCGGCCUCCGCAGGGGCCGAGAAGGAGCGCCGCGGUCAGCAUGAGUGCCGCCAGAGCUCUCCCUCCUUCCAGGCCCCUGGGGAGGCCUUGGCCUCCGCAGGGGCCGGGAAGGAGCGCCGUGGUCGGCAUGAGUCCCACCGGAGCUCUCCCUCUUUGGAUUUGGAAGAGGGGCGGUCUUAUACUGCAAAUAUAUCCCAAACUCUGUAUUUUAAUAAGAAAAGUUGGGGUCGUCCUAUACACCCAGUCGUCUUAUACGCCGGAAAAUACAGUAGUUUAAUAUCUCACAAACGUUCAUUCCUGUAAACUUCUACCACAUUUUCUUUCUUAUUUGCAGAACACAGCUCCAUUAUGCCUUUCAUCUUUGUGCCUCUAUAUAAUACAUUUUGAUGUUCUUUAAUAGCAUAGAAAUACAUGUGUGGCACAGGAACCACAAUACUGUACUUUUAUGUAUGCUUGUACAUUCCGUGAACACCUUUUUUUUAACCCUUGCAGACUUUCAACAGCUUUGUACAGGACCUUUCUGAGCUUAGAAAAGUUAUGGUGGGAGGCAGAAUCCUGUUGGUUCACUGUGCUAGCAGUUGCACAUGGAUGGGAAGAUAAGGCAGACAAAAUCUGCUGGCUCCAAGAAGCUAUUUCUCCUAACUUUCAUCCUUCACAGCCAUUGCCUCUUUUUAACGUGCUGUGAUCAUUAUGACCAAUACUGAUUAUUUCUAUGUGGCGUGCAUUUCUUUUGAAGGAGGGUGUUGUGGGUUAGAUCUCAGACCUCCUGCAUCCCAGAGAUGCACUAAAAGCCAAAAUCCUUCAAAAUGUGGUAUGUCAGGAUCUUGCAUAAUUGUCCAUAGCAUACCCUGUUUGUAAAAAUGUAUGCAAGAAUGGGGCCUUAUUUGGUCUUACAUAACUUUUCCAAGUUCUAUUUGUUGUAAGCACAUUCAGCAUCCUACAAAUCUGAUCCAUUUAUGGGACUGUGUCACUAAUGUGAGCAAAUUCUAUUGUGGCUGUAGGAGGAGGUGUCCCACUUAUUGGUCCAAAGAGACACCAUUUCUACUCUGGAUUUAAAGGAUCUAACCUGACCCAUCUGGGAGUAUUGCACUGGCGACAUUACAGUAGGGCCAAAUUAAAACCCAGAGUAUAUUCACUGUUCCAUUCAUAUGACAACCAUCAUCUGCAGCUAAGUCACAGAUUCUCUUUGAUUCGUAUUUUUGAUCCAGUCUGUUGUGGACGGGGCAGAAGAAGUAAAUAUGCACUGCAGCUAACCACAGAUCCUCCAGUCUUCCAUGCAGCUUUGAUAAUGCCUAAUGUUGCACCUUUUUUAAAAAAAGUUCAUUAUAAAAUAUAUUGCAUUUACCUAAGGAUUGAUCCCCCUCCCUUACAUCCACCUACAUGUUUGAGAUGACCAAGCUCUCAAGAGAUGUCUUAAAUAACAUAUCAAAGUGUUAGGUAAGGCUCACCUUGCAGUGGAUUUACCAACUGAAAAGCUGGUGUCUGGAAAAUGAGCUUAAAUUCCUUCUCCUGCGAUUAUUAAAUAUAGGUUGAGAUAUAAACAUUUUUUAAAGAGCAAGUGAUGUGUAGUGAUUUGAGUGUUGGACUAGGACUCCAGGAGACCAGGGUUCAACCAUGGAAACCCCCAGGUAAACAUGGGUAGGUCAGAUUCUCUCAGUGAAGGAGAAAUGCAAUGGCAUAUCUCAGAAUAAAUCUCGUCCAGGAAACCACAUGAUAGAGUUGUCAUAAAUUGGACUUUGUUUGAAGGCACACGCAAAAAAAAAAAAAAAUUAAAUCAGCAGCAAAGAUUGGACAAUUUUGUUUCAGAUUCAGGGCUGUGCUAUAGAGAAAUACAGUUGGCGCUCUAUAUCCAUGGAUUCAACCAUCCACAGCUUGAAAAGCUUGAAAAUAUAUAUUCCAAAAGCAAACCUUGAGUUUGUAUAAGUUAUACUAUUUUACUAUGCCAUUGUAUUUAAUGGGACUAAAAGCAACCAUGGGUUUCGGUAUCCAUGGAGGGUCCUGGAACCAAACCUCAGCAAAUACCAAGGAUUCACUGUACCCAUCACCACCAGUAUGUAUGUAUGUAUGUAUGUAUAUGUGUGUACACACACACACACAUAUAUAUAUUUGAUGAACCAUUCAUUGAGAAGUAGUAGUUAGUAGUUAGCAUGUGCAUAGAAGCCACACAGGGAGAAAUUCACAAAGCACUGAGGUGAAAUUAUUCCCCCUUCACUUUGCCUUGUAGAAGACUACACCAAAAUAAACAACUAUUGUGCAGUCUCAGUGUAGAUGGACUACAUUUUCAUGCUGUACCUUUUCUUAACUCUGCUUAAUAGUUUAAUUCCACUGUUGUUUUUUGUGUUAAAUUAAUCUUUUCACACAUAUCCCAUUCCCUCUUGUGAGUGCCAAAUCUCUUACUGGAACUAUUUCUUAAAAUGCAUUGUGUUUACCUAGAAUGUAUUUUAACUAUUUUUGUAUAGUACAAACUAAACAUACAUGUUUCGUAUAUUGUGUUGUUUGUUUUUAUUUUUAAAGGCAAAACAAAUGCAAUUUGAUCCGGGUGAUUAUUAAACCCCCCCCCCCUUUUAAUUGCAGCCAUGUGCCCAAAGAAUGUUGGGCCACAGACAUUGACAUCUGAAGAAUGACCACUGUUCAUUGAAACCUUUACAAAUGUUUUAUUAGCAGCAUGUGCUGUGAAGUGAUAAGAAAACAAUUUGUCACAAACAGUAUGGCUCCUGUUGUAAUUAAUAAUAAUAAAAAAUCAGUGUUUCUGCUGUUUGUUAUUUU
Sceloporus undulatus (fence lizard) is the source of this 5757-nucleotide messenger RNA. It is a transcript of the gene KRAS, whose product is annotated as KRAS proto-oncogene, GTPase. The coding region runs from base 86 to 832 and encodes 248 amino acids. Gene Ontology annotation, biological process: Ras protein signal transduction. The transcript has 7 exons. Lineage: Eukaryota; Metazoa; Chordata; Lepidosauria; Squamata; Phrynosomatidae. The record is from RefSeq and is a predicted model, not a curated record. Gene Ontology annotation, molecular function: GTP binding; GTPase activity; GDP binding. Gene Ontology annotation, cellular component: plasma membrane.